Molecule: messenger RNA, 515 nt
Organism: Bombyx mandarina (wild silkworm)
Lineage: Eukaryota; Metazoa; Arthropoda; Insecta; Lepidoptera; Bombycidae
Gene: ND-13B
Product: NADH dehydrogenase (ubiquinone) subunit ND-13B
Biological process (GO): respiratory electron transport chain
Cellular component (GO): respiratory chain complex I
Source: RefSeq, a predicted model, not a curated record
AAAUACUUUAACUGUCAUUCGUCAAGUCAAAUUUAUAAUUUUUAAUUUGGUAGAAUAUCAUUGCAGUUGUGUAACAAACUAAAACAUAUAAUGGGUUUAUUAAAAAAGACAACAGGUCUAACAGGAUUGGCAGUCGCCGCAAAUCCGCAUCACACUUUGGGCGCCCUAUAUGGUAAAAUCUUACGUACUCUCCAAAAAAUGCCAGAAACAUCAGUUUAUCGUAAAUAUACGGAACAAAUAGUACGUGAAAGAGCAGCGGUUUUAACUCAGACUAAAGACAGCUUUGAAAUCGAAAAGAAAAUCAACUGCGGUCAAGCUGAGGAAUUGAUAAUUCAAGCUGAAAAUGAAUUAAACCUAGCUAGGAAGAUGUUAAAUUGGAAGCCGUGGGAACCACUAAUGGCUAAGCCUCCUAAAGGUCAAUGGGAAUGGCCUCCAUCUAAAGCUUAAUUGUUAAUAUUAUUGUAGCAUAUGUAGUAAAUUAUAUCAUUUAAACUCAAUAAAGAAAAUUAUUAAAA